CGCAUAGUGCAAGUUUACCAAGCAAUCAUAGUGCAAUUGCGGGCAAAGUGACACAUAGCAGACUGAAUGGUAAAAGGCGGUGAAUUCAGGUUUCACGAUUGCCUUCUACAGCGGAAUGUUCACUCGAAGGGGCUAUGGCGACGUCAAGAAAUCUACACAGAAAGUUCUGGACCCAAAGAAGGAUGUUUUAACGCGGCUAAAGCAUCUUCGUUCACUACUAGAUAUCACUGAGAAGAGUGAACUGAAGACAUUCUUUGAAAGCAACUGCUCGCAGAUUUAUUUUAUCUUCUAUGAAAAUUUCAUUACACUGGAAAGUAACUUAAAACAAAAAGGGAACAAAUCGCAACGGGAGGAGCUGGACUCUAUCCUGUUUAUUUUUGAAAAAAUUCUUCAACUCCUACCCGAAGAAAUCCGCAGUCGAUGGCAGUUUCACAGUAUAGGUUCUAUUCUCAAGAAACUUUUGCACACUGGAAACUCUUUUAAGAUUCGCUGUGAGGGGAUCCGUCUUUUCCUGCUGUGGCUGCAGGCGCUGCAGACGAACUGUGGCGAGGAGCAGCUCCUCAUCUUCGCCUGUCUGGUGCCGGGCUUCCCUGCCGUCUCCUCUUCACGAGGGCCCUGCACACUGGACACCAUCAUCUACAACCCCUUCUCCAACCCCCCCGAUGCCAAGGUCGUGCCUGAAGAGAUCACACCACUGGUGCCCGCCACUCCUGGGGAGAAAGUAGCUGAUGACCAGACGUGCUAUGUCCUGCAAAUAGUCCUCAAGUUCAUGGUUGUCCAGGCGUCUAGUUUGGAGUGGAAGAACCGAGAUAACCAAGAUUCGGGUUUCCGGUUUCUCUUCUCCCUCUUCAAGAAGUACUACCUGCCGCACCUCUUCCCCUCCUUUACCAAGCUCACCAACCUCUACAAGCCUUUACUAGACCUGCCGCACCACCGACCAAAGCCGCUGUACGUUCCGGUGACGCGGAACAAUGAGAGCACGUUCUGCACGCGCGACCAGUACCUGGCCCCCCGCGUGGCCUUCAUCACCUGGCUGGUCAACUUCUUCCUGGAGAAGAAGUACGUCAGCUCGGCGCCGCCCACCACCAAGAACGGCGGCGAGGUCCUCCCCAAGCUCAUCCAGACCGUGACUGCGGGCAGUGUCGGUCAGGAGCGCGGCGGCUCCAUCUCGGAGACGCUGGAGUCCAACGGGCCGAUGAGCGUGGGCAGCGAGCCGGAGAAGAGCCACUCCAACAGCAGCACGCUGACGGAGCGGCGGGCCAGCAGCUCCAGCCUGUGCAGCGUGGAGGAGGAGCACCGCGCCGUCUACGACAUGGUGCACGCCAUCCUGCUGUCCACGCGCGACAACGUCAACUUCGUCAACGAGGUCUUCCACCAGGCCUUCCUGCUGCCGUCGUGCGAGGUCUCCGCCAUCCGCAAGGUCAUCAAGGUGUACAGGAAGUGGAUCCUGCAGGAGAAGCCGGCCUUCAUGACGGAGCCGGACAAGACGGUCCAGGAGGACGAGACGGACCUGAGCCCCAUCAUGACGGAGACGGACAUCACGCACACACAGAUGCUGGAGAGUCACGGGCACAAGCGCUCGUCCAGCUGGGGCCGCUCCUACUCCUUCAGCAACGCCAUCAACCGCGGCUCCCUGACCGAGGAGCUCAACCACAACAUCAAGGCUGGCAUCCAGCCCACGCUACAGGUGUUUCUGACUAACUCGGCGAAUGUGUUUCUGCUGGAGCCGUGCCACGACGUGCCCAAGCUGCUGGACAACCAGGUGGAGGUGUGCAGAGCCGUGCUCAGCAUCUACCGCCACAUGAUCAUGGAGCUGAGCAUGAACAAGGAGACCUGGGAGCAGAUGCUGCAGGUGCUGCUGCGGAUCACUGAAGCUGUGAUGAAGAGGCCUCAGGAGGGAGAGAAGAGGGACGUCUUCGCUCAGAACCUCGCCGGCGUUCUCUUCAGGACCAUCAUCGUGGCCUGGGUGAGGGCGAACCUGAGCGUGUUCAUCUCGCGGGAGCUGUGGGACGAGCUGUUGCGUGUGCUGUCCUCGCUCAGCCACUGGGAGGAGCUGGUGAGCGAGUGGGCCAGCAUCAUGGACUCCUUGACUGUGGUGCUGGCCCGCUGCGUCUACGGCCUGGACCUCAACAACCUGCCCCUGGACAAGCUCUCGGAGCAGAAGGAGAAGAAGCAGAGGGGCAGAGGCGUGAUUGCGGAUGCCCAGAAGGCGGCGGCGGUGGCGCGCUCCUUCUCCCUGAGCUGGAGGGGGAACGGGGAGCAGCAGCCCACGCAGGAGCCCAUGAGGUUCCGCAGCGCCACCACCACCGGCGCGCCCGGCGUGGAGAAGGCCCGCAACAACGUGCGCCAGAAGGCCUCGGACCUUGAGGAGUGCCAGGUGGCGGAGAGUGGGGGGGAGGUGGAGGGCGAGCCGGAGAGCCCUCUCCUGCGUAGCAGCAGCACGUCGGACAUCACGCAGCAGCUCACCGACUCCUUCCCAGGUCAGCGGAGAGAGGACUCCCCCAACAUGGGCAGUGCUGACGGCAGGACCUCGGUGUCGGAGAGCGGCUCCACGGGCAGGAGAGACAGCGGCCCUCCCGCCAUUCUGAUUCGUCGGAGCAGCACUCCAUCUGAUCAAGAGCACUCAGAGACGCAGCCCGCCUACAUGAGGACUAAACUGCGGGAAAAAAGCGAGAGCAUGAGCAGCGAGACGUCCAACGGCUAUCUCAACGACGCCGACGCCAGCCUGCUGGCCUGGCAGACCUUCGAGGAGGAGCCGCCGGACUCGCCUCCGCCCAACGACCUGAACUCCGACGCCGACCACCAGCGCAGCCUCCUGCUCAGCCACACGGAGGCGCUAGCAGGUUCCGAGUGCCCCCCUCCCCCCCAUUCCCCACGUCCCCCCGCCUCACCGGCUUUGCUGGUGCCCACCGGUUACCGUGACGGCACCCAGCUGCUGGAAGACGCCAUGCAAACCGUCCUGCACAUGCCAGAGGACCUGGACAGCAGUGAGUUCUUGGCGGACGACGUCAGCAUCAUCGCGGGGGGCAGUCUGACUGGGUGGCAUGCUGACUCCGCCUUCGUCCUCUGGAGGAGGAUCCUGGGAAUCCUCGGCGAUGUCAAUGCCAUCCAGUGUCCCCGCAUCCACGCCAAGGUGUUCAGCUAUCUCUACGACCUUUGGCACAAGCUGGCAAAGAUCAGAGACAACCUGGGCAUCAGCGUGGACAACCAGUCCUCUCUCCCUCAGCCUGUCUUCAUCCCCCCUCUCCGCAUGCUGGCCUCAUGGCUGUUCAAGGCCACCAUGUUGCCAUGGGAGUUCAAGGAGGGGAAGCUGCAGGCCUACAGACUCAUCUGUGAGCUGAUGACCAAGCACCAGGACGUGCUUCCCAACAGAGAGUUCCUGGUGCACCUCUACCACGUCAUGCACAAGGGCUUCAACAGCAACGACCAGGAUGUGCUGAACACUGUGAUCAGGUGGUGCUCGCCGCGCUUCUUCUUCCUGGGUCUGCCCGGGCUUACCAUGCUGGUGGGCGACUUCAUCACGGCCGCUGCUCGCGUCCUCAGCACCGACUCGUUCGAGGCUCCUCGGAUUGAAGCGCAGACCGUCCUGGGCUCGCUGGUGUGCUUCCCCAACCUCUACCGCCAGAUCCCCUCGCUCAUGUCCACCCCAGGGUCAGACGAUAUAGAGGUCGGCAAGGAGGACAUUAAGGAGUUUCUGGUGAACGUUUUGCUGACAACGGCACGCAGUGAGCUGAGUGAAGGAGCCAGGUGUAUCGCCAUCUGUAGCUUGGGCAUCUGGGUUUGUGAAGAGCUCGUACAACAGAACAUCCCCCAUCAGGUCAAAGAUGCCAUCAACGUCCUCGGGGUCACGCUGAAGUUUGGGAAUAAGGCGGUGGCCCAGGUGGCCUGCGACGUGUUCCAGCUCCUCAUCAGCCACUGGCAGCAUCUCCAGAGACUGGAGGAGUCACUCCCAAAGAGAAUCAUCGAGAUCUUUGUGGCCACCAUAGCUUUCCUCCUGCCCAGUGCAGAGCAUUCGACAGUGGAGGCAGACAAAAAGUUGAUGGUGUCGUUGCUGUUGUGCCUGCUGGACUGGUGCAUGGCCGUCCCCCUGGUCACUCUGCUGGAGCCCAUCACCAUGCCUGUCCUGGAUGACCCCGCGUCCCACAAGACCCCUCUGCUGGAUUACAUCUACAGGGUGCUCCACUGCUGUGUGUCGGGGUCCAAUCUUCACACCCAGCAGAGCCACUACCUCCUGAGCCUGGCGGACCUGUCCACGGACUACGACCCCUUCCUCUCGCUGGGGCAGGUGAGGAGCACGGACGCCCCGCCACCGCACUCCGCCGCCGGAGACUUCGGCAAUCUGCUCACCGUGGCUGAAGAGAAGAAGAGGCGGAACAUGGAGCUGAUCCCGCUGACUGCCCGAAUGAUCAUGACGCACCUUGUGAACCACUUGGGCCACCAUCCGCUCAGCGGUGGCCCUGCACUAUUACACAGCCUCAUCAAUGAAAACCAUGACAACCCCUACGUGGAAUCCUCCGAACUGUCCUCCGAGGUUUUCAAGAGCCCCAACCUGCAGCUCUUUGUUUUCAACGACAGCACGUUAGUGUCAUACCUACAGAUACCCUCUGAAGGCUCGUCCGCAGUGCCUGGCAUCAACAGUCACCCAAGGGACCACUCUGCACCCUCUUCUGAAGUCCGUGUCAUUGUGCGAGACAUAUCAGGAAAGUACUCUUGGGACGGUGGGGUCCUCUACCGAACUUUUGAGGGACACGUCCCACACGGUGGCGGCGGAGAUGAUCCUGCCGACCACGCCAACAUCUCUGCUCCGCUUCCCACAAAACAGACCUCGCAGGGCGAGCCUUCGCCGUGGGCGUCUGAGAUGGGGGAUGAGGAGGAUGAUGAUGAUGAGGAUGAAGGCGUGGACGUGUUGGACCAGCUCCUGGAGGAGCUUGGCCUCAGCAGCCCCGAGUGCCUGCCCCAGCCUCGGCUGAAGCUCACCCAGCCUGCCCCCUCGCCCCUCGGCAUGAACCUGGAGCAAGAGGCUUCCAUCAUGGAGGCUAUUCAGCAGCAGACGCUACAGGAGGACGAGGAGCUGGCCAGAAGAACAUGUGGAGAUCCCAGCAUCAAAGCUGCUCGUCAGAAAGAGCCUACGUACCAGGAGCCCAAAGCUCCCUUUUAUUUCUGCAGAUUGCUACUGAAUGACCUUGGCAUGAACUCCUGGGACCGCAGGAAAAGCUUUCAUCUCCUGAAGAAGAACUCCAAGCUCUUAAGGGAACUUAAGAAUUUGGAUUCAAGGCAGUGUCGAGAGACGCACAAGAUUGCCGUCUUCUACAUCGGCGAAGGACAAGAGGACAAGUGCUCCAUACUGUCCAAUAACGAGGGCAGCCAGGCGUACGAGGACUUUGUGUCUGGACUGGGUUGGGAGGUGGACCUGGCGACGCACUGCGGUUUCAUGGGGGGCCUCCAGCGGAACGGCAGCACGGGUCAGACGGCGCCCUACUACGCUACCUCCAACGUGGAGGUCAUCUUCCACGUCUCCACCCGCAUGCCGUCGGACAGCGAGGACUCGCUCACCAAAAAGCUUCGUCACCUGGGAAACGACGAGGUCCACAUUGUAUGGUCGGAGCAUACCAGGGACUACCGGCGUGGAAUCAUCCCCACCGACUUUGGAGACGUGCUCAUCGUAAUCUACCCAAUGAAGAACCACAUGUUCUUCAUCCAGAUUAUCAAGAAACCGCAGAUUCCGUUUUUCGGGCCUCUGUUUGACGGCGCCAUCGUCACGGGAACGCUGCUGCCCAGCCUGGUGCGUGCCACGUGUAUCAACGGCAGCCGAGCGGUGAAGUCCCGACUCAUGCUGUACCAGAGCUUCUAUGAGGAGCGGGCGCUGUACCUGGAGGCCAUCAUCCAGAACCAUCGAGAGGUCAUGACCUUUGAGGACUUUGCCUCCCAGGUGUUCUCCCCAUCGCCCAUGUACUAUUCAAUGAGUACCACAGGAUCCCUGAGUGGCAGCACCAGCGCUGAGCUGCCCAUCUCCACGGCAACCGCCGCCGCCGACUCCACCGACCAGGUCUCCCCGACGAUGCCCCGUGCCACCAAGCACCGAGUGUCCGGCAAACUCCGCCGCUCCGCCAGCGCCAUCAGCAAGUCCUCCAACUGAUGCCCGUACUGUCCCGAACGCACCCGCACCCCCCGUGCCCCCCCCACGCCCCCCAAACCCCCCCGUCACUGUCCCGUCCUGCCAAUGACCUCAACCAUCAUCAAGGCUGCAAUGUUCAGUUUUAGAGUGAAAAUAUUGAUAAUAAUGUGUUCUACUUUGGGUUUUUUUGUUCCGUUUUAUUUUUUUGUUUUUGUUUUUUUUGUUUUUUCUUGUUGUUGUUCUACACUGGUCACAAGUAACUGGAAAUGAUGAAUGGUUGAGGCUGUCGUGGUUCGGCUUCUGGUGCCCGUGGGGUAGACGAGGUUUUACUGCUAUCACACUAAUGUGAGUGGAUGGAGAGGAGCAUGCGAAAGAGACUUCUUUUUUAUUAUGAUUCAGAUCACAUGAACGAUGAUGAUAAAUUGAAAUACUGCAAACGAAUCAUGUCAGAGAAAGAAGAUACGGGGAGAACUAUGGGAAUAUCUGCUUGGUACCAUUGUGUGUGUGUGUGUUGUGAAUGUGAAUGUGUCUCUGAGCAAGAUAAUACUUGGCCGACAUACCAGGAAUUGAAUUGAUCUACAGUAUGUAGGUCACCAAGACUGUCCCUGUUAAUCUCGGGGUGAGCUUAAAUUAUUUUGCAAUGGGCCAAUCCAGAUGUUGCCAGCUUUAUGAAAUGGUCAUCAUGUAGCAUGACGUGUACUUAUCCAGGUCUUCUGGAAAGUCAAUGAAGUUGUCCAGCUCAAUGCUGAAGUCUACCACAGAGGAGAAAUCACUAAUUAAUUGAAAUUAAUCUUGUUUCAGUUUAUGCUGUCAUUUACUAUUUUAGUUGAAUUACAUUAAUUGUUAUCACUUUUAUCACAAUUUUUCGCUGCCAAUUUCAUGCUUUUUGUUUUUGCUGCAAGGAAAAAUAUUAUGAGUGCAAAUAUCAGAAUUUUUUGUGUGGAGUUACGAAGGAAAUUAAAUCUUUGUUCAAAAUGUACAUUUAAAUUAUGUAAACUUGUCUAUUCCAUUGUCUCAUGUGAUAUCUGCUCGACAUUCCAAUGUUUUCAGAAGAGUGGACAAUAAUGUAGGAUAUACAAGAUGUCUGUCCUUACUGUGUUGUCUCUCUCUUUCUCAAAUGUACAUUGCUUUAAAUUUUAUCUGAUGAUUUUUUUUUUUAUUUGUUUCUUGUUGUACAUACACAGAGUAAUAUUUGCUGACGUUAUUGCCAUUUAAAUAGAUGUACAUGAGCUGACUAGAAGUAAUCGCCACUGGAGCCUCAGGUGAUACUUAACUCCGUGCGUGCACUGGUGUGUGUGUGUGUGUGUGUGUGUGUGUGUGUGUGUGUGUGUCUGUAUGUGUGUGUGUGUGUCUGUCUGUCUGUCUGUCUGUCUGUCUGGGGGUGUGUGUAUGUGAGAGAGAGACGGACCUUACCAGAGGUAAAUGUGUAAUACCUGUCCACCCCAAUGCCUCCUGCACCGUCGUUCGUUCAGCUCUUCAGCAGCGGCCAUUUUAUUUUGUUCCCCUUUAUUAAAUCCGUACACUUGACCAGCACACGCAGAGAGCUGCCUCUGAAGGUCAUUCUCUCAUCUUAGUAAAUUAGAGAGAGAGAGAGAUAGAGAGAGAGAGGGAGAGAUAGAGAGAGGGAGAUGUGAAACAGAAAGCUAAAAUGAGCUCCGUCCCCCCCCCCCCCUCCCCCAACAAAGGCCCCCUCUGCUCGGCAGCUACUUGUGAUCUCUGCAAACAUUUCCUGCGAGCAGAUGGAGUGGCUUUUGGAAUGCCCCUUGCGUUUUUCCAGGAGUCCCUCCGUUCUGAUUUGAUGCUGAAUUGGAAUGAAAGCACACCUGCUCCACGUCGCUGCGCUCGCCGCUCUCCCGAUGCCCUUACCAUGCCAACAGGGGGGUCGGAGGACAUGCCAGCGCUGAGCUCUCCGUGUCCUCCUAGCAACCGGCACGCUGGCGCUGCCAGUGGACCCCCCCCCCCUCACCCCUGCACACACACACACACACACACACACCCCACCCCUGCACACACACACACACACACCCCUUCACACACACCCCACCCCUGCACACACACACACACACACCACCCCUGCACACACACACACACACACACACACACACCUAUUCCCCCGGUGACCCAAGCCAGCAGGGAGGUUGUCAUGGUGGCCAGGUGUUACACACUCUGUAAGCUCCACCCGAGCUGCAACUCCACACAUGUUGCACUAAUAUGCCUUACCUGAUCAUCUCUUCUUUCUGUUGGUGGUGUGCGUGUGUGUGUGUGUGUGUAUGGGUUUUUUUUUUCUUUUUUUAAUCUUUGCCUCUUCUGUCAUGUUUUCGUGUUUUGCUGUGUCCAUUUUCUUUUCCAAGCACUGAUAAAAUCACAUAGGAGGCAUGCUCUAUAUGUCCGAUCUGAAGGAACCUUUAUUUUGUUGUUGUUGUUGUUAAUGUUGUUGAUGUUGUUGUUGUUGUCCGUUUGAGGAAUGUAUGCAAAUAAUGAACCCAGAUCAGUCCGACAUUUCACCCACCUUGCAACAGCCACUCAGAAGACAGCACUCUUCUUAUUGCCGGCCGAUGUUCCUACCGAGUGUUGACGUGAACUUUCAAGAAGUCUGACAGGUUUGGAUCACGGUGGUGGUGGUUGUUAAAGGUGACUCGGUCCAGACCUGGAAAGUGUCUUAACUUCAACUGGCUUUACUGAUGUGAAGUGACAGAGCUAGUGUUCAUUGUUGAUAUUUGGACUAGGAACCCUGUACAGCGUGUCUUUUGGGAGGGUUGUCAUCCUAAAGGAUAUAAAUAUAUUAAUGCUUGUAAUAUAAUCUUUGUAAAAGAGGGAGUGGGGGGAGUUGAAGAUUUCAUCAUCACUUGUUAACAUAUCAAACUUUUUAAUGAGAAAAAAAAAUCUUGUUCUCUUUAUUAGAAAUGUGAAAAUUUCAAACAUUUCAUUAAAUCAAUUUGAAAUUCA
This is a messenger RNA of Sardina pilchardus (European sardine), 9061 nucleotides long. RefSeq names its product Ral GTPase activating protein catalytic subunit alpha 2 (gene ralgapa2). Gene Ontology annotation, molecular function: GTPase activator activity. Gene Ontology annotation, biological process: positive regulation of GTPase activity; regulation of small GTPase mediated signal transduction. Gene Ontology annotation, cellular component: nucleus; cytoplasm. The record is from RefSeq and is a predicted model, not a curated record. NCBI's taxonomy places the organism in Eukaryota, Metazoa, Chordata, Actinopteri, Clupeiformes, Clupeidae.